Messenger RNA from Durusdinium trenchii, 1719 nucleotides. Lineage: Eukaryota; Dinophyceae; Suessiales; Symbiodiniaceae. The record is from the annotation of a GenBank genome assembly.
AGCAGUUCAGCGGUGCGGACGAGUCCAUGUUCACGGCGACGCCACAUGCAAGACUCAUGGAGCCAUGGCCGAGGAUGUGGCAACGGUCAGCAGCAGCAACAGCAGUCUACCCGAGACUGUCAUCGUUUGCACACCGGAGCGUCCCACCGCCCUCACUGCCACCGUCAGCGACCGGCCCACGCCCUCGCGCCGCUUUUCCUCGGUGCGACGGAGCUCUGCGGCCAGCCGGGCACCCAGCCCCGUGGCCACCGAGCUCGACUCCGACGGCAGCGCCUCGCCGCGCGGCUCGCCGAGCCAUCCCCGGCUGAGCCAUCCAUCGCCACGGAAGGGCGGAGUGAGCCAGGACGAUUUGCUGAUGAUGCUCGAGGCCCCUGAAGCUGCAGAGGAGCCUAAAGAGGCACCCAAGGCAGACCAAGCACCGCUGCUCCCGGACCUCUCUGCGGUGGCAGCCGCCAAGCACCGCGCCGACGCCGAGUGCCUCACCGCACCCGAGCCAGUGGAAGCGGCAGAUGCGAUGGAAGCGGAGCAGGCACCUGGAGCUCCCGCGCCCGCAGCUCCCGCAGCCGAUGCACCGGAGCACGCGGCGGAGCACGAGUGGCUGAUGGGUUGCGUGGCACGUCCCCUGGAGCAGCUGCUCUUUGGCGACUCGCCCGAGCGCUCCCUUCGCAUCCACUCUCGGGCGCGGGAGCUGCUGGAGACGCCACCGGACGAGAGCGGCACAAAGGCAGCCAAAGCCAGCUCCAGUGCCCCGAGCCGUGUCCAGCCGCCCAGCAUCCGCCCAGACCCAGCGAAGAGGCCCCGCCUGGCCCCGCCCGACCCACCGAAGGAGCCGCGGCCGACACCCUCCACGGGCGCCAUCGACCUAGAGGCACCGCGGCCGGCAGCCCUCGGUGGCGUCCCCAGCACGGCACGGCCGGUGGAGCGCGCGGAGCGCCGGGCCAUGUGGUUCCUUCAAACGCUGCAUGGAGGGCCACAGGAGCGCGAGGAGAUCAGCUGUUUGGCAGAGGAGGACGAGAGCAUGAUGAAUGCAGCGCUCGAAACGGCUUUGAAUGCCUUGCGCCGAAAAGGCGUCACCUCCAGCGGCCCUGCAGCAGCAGCACAGCUUUUGAACGAGCUUGGUCAGGCGGCACAAGCAAAUCUGAACGGCCUGUGCUGUGUGCCACUGGAUAGCGAUCUGUACCGCUCCAUGCCUUCGGAGCUGCUCGGCGACCCGAAGGUCUCCGCUGCACGGCUUCCGCCGCGGCCGGGGAAAGGCGGAAAGGUCGCACGCGCGGCGCUGGCGGGGGCGGCGCUGCACCGAGCAAAGGAGGUCGUGACGCAGAUCUUGGAUGCCAUGGCUCCGGUGGUCUUCAAGAUCGGUAUCACCUGCACACCCUUUGUCCGCUGGCGCGCCUACGAACGUGAGGGCUACGAGCAGAUGCACCUGCUACAUGUCACUGAAGAGCCCGGCUUGGUGCAGAUGUUGGAAGCCGCUUUGAUCUCCGAGUUCCAAGCGCGGCCGGGCUGCCGGAACGUGGCCCGCGGCGGGGAAGGUCCCGUGGGCCGCGGGCCUUACUUCGCUUAUUUGGUCGUGGUCUCCUGCGGCGACGGCGUGGGGAUCCUGCCGAAGCGCGGAGUGAAGAGGACCGCCUGCAAGACUGCCGCGCGCAAGAAAAGGAAUAGGUGCCGAACGAGUGUUGGGGGGUGAAAAGAUUGGACAGUACAAGCUGAGCUUGCUUC